UCAAAACACACUGCACAAACUUUUAAACUGAGAGAGACAGUGUCUGUGCCAGACUGACAAAAAUGGAGGAUUCCCAGUUCGACGUGAUAAUUGUAGGAGCUGGCGUCAUGGGAAGCGCCACAGCCUACCAAGCAGCCAAACGCGGCCUAAGGACCCUUCUUCUGGAACAAUUCGACUUUCUCCACCACCGUGGUUCCUCCCAUGGUGAAUCUCGCACCAUUCGUCUCACUUAUCCCCAACAUCAUUAUUACCCUUUAGUCAACGAGUCUUACAAACUCUGGAAAGAAGCUCAAGCCCAAGUGGGUUACCAGGUCUACUUUGAGGCCCAUCACCUGGACAUGGGCCAAGGCGACCUCCCCGAGUUGCGUUCUCUCGUCCACUACUGCCAGAAACACCGCAUCCCCUUUCAACUCCUUAACCGCGACCAGGUUGCGGAGAAAUUCUCGGGCAGCAUCGACAUACCCGAGGAUUGGGUGGGCCUGGCGAACGAGCAUGGUGGCGUCAUAAAGCCCACAAAAGCCGUGGCCAUGUUUCAAGCGCUAGCGUACAAAUACGGUGCCGUGUUGAGGGACAACGCAGAGGUAACUGACAUAAAGAAAAAGGAAGGGGGUGUGGUGGUUUUCACGGGGAGCGGUGAAAAGUUCAGCGGUAAGAAGUGCGUGGUGACUGCGGGCGGGUGGGUGAGCAAGUUAGUUAAAACGGUUAGCGGGGUUGAACUGCCGAUAAAGCCCCUGGAGACUCACGUGUAUUAUUGGAGGAUAAAGGAGGGGCAUGAAGGGAAAUUCGCGAUUGGGAGCGGUUUUCCAACGUUCGCGAGUCCUGGGAAGGCUUUCGUGUAUGGAACACCAACGUUGGAGUUUCCGGGGUUGAUUAAGGUUGCUGUGCAUGGGGGAGACCCGUGUGACCCGGAUAAGAGGCCGUGGGGCCCAGGGAUUAUGAUGAAUGAGUUGAAAGAGUGGAUUCAAAAGAGGUUCAGUGGGAUGGUUGAUUCAAGUGCGCCAGUGGUGAAACAGUCUUGCAUGUAUUCAAUGACACCCGAUGAAGAUUUUGUCAUUGAUUUUUUGGGUGGAGAGUUUCAGAAUGAUGUGGUUAUUGGAGGUGGGUUUUCGGGUCAUGGGUUCAAGAUGGCUCCUGUCAUUGGGAGGAUUUUGACGGAGAUUGCGGUGGAUGGAGAAACAAAAGGGGUUGAUAUCAAACCAUUCAGGAUUCGAAGGUUUCAGAUAACAUCUAAGAUAUAGCUGUCUAUUUCCUUGGCUGUCACCAUGUGUUUGUUUCUGUUUUCCGGUGUCAUGAUGUAGCCUUUUGGCAUGUUCCCAAAAGCAGUUCUACGUCAGAUUAAACUUUUAGGUAGUAUUCUCAUUGGGUUUGGGUGUUCAUAAUUCAUGUGCUUCAUGAAGAUUGUAAUAAUGUUACUAAUGCAGUAAUUAUAAAUGAAAAAUAAUAG
Abrus precatorius (Indian licorice) is the source of this 1444-nucleotide messenger RNA. Its product is annotated as probable sarcosine oxidase. Gene Ontology annotation, molecular function: flavin adenine dinucleotide binding; sarcosine oxidase activity. The record is from RefSeq and is a predicted model, not a curated record. The transcript has a single exon. The coding region runs from base 63 to 1238 and encodes 391 amino acids. Lineage: Eukaryota; Viridiplantae; Streptophyta; Magnoliopsida; Fabales; Fabaceae.